This is a messenger RNA of Stereum hirsutum FP-91666 SS1, 564 nucleotides long. RefSeq lists its product as uncharacterized. The transcript is spliced from 7 exons. NCBI's taxonomy places the organism in Eukaryota, Fungi, Basidiomycota, Agaricomycetes, Russulales, Stereaceae. The coding region runs from base 1 to 564 and encodes 187 amino acids. The record is from RefSeq and is a predicted model, not a curated record.
AUGUCGAACUCAUCGUUCUCAGAAGCACAGGUGGUCAUAGACGACUACGCAGCCUUAUCCUCGUCUGUUUUAUGGAUACUCGACUUCAUAUAUAUGUUACCCAUCGAAUAUGAUGCAAUAUGGUCCAAGAAGAUGUCUUUACACUCUGUGCUCUUCUUGGUCAGUCGAUACGGCCUUUCCGGGCAAUUAGGAUUCAACGCUUUCGCGGGAUCUUACGGAGCAUCUCUCAGUGAUACUAUGUGCUCUAUAGCGUACAUAACGGGUACAGUGUUGGGGGAGUUAUCAACUACCGCAACUCUAUAUCUCAUAGCCUUACGGGUAGCCGCUAUCCAUAACCAGAGAAAGGUUGCUCUGGUUGUCGCUACGGCGUUGAUAGUACCCUACGAAGUCAUCAACAUUUACCUAGACAGCCUGGUAGACUCUGUUUCUACAAAGGGAACAAUCUAUCAAGUCAUGGUCAAAUGUAUGAUCACACCCAACGAAGAUAAAGUUUCACUUUCCUCCAAAGGCAUGCUAAUUCCUAUAGCUCGUUCCAUCAUGACUCCUACCCAACUAUUCAGCUGA